Diachasma alloeum is the source of this 870-nucleotide messenger RNA. RefSeq lists its product as uncharacterized. NCBI's taxonomy places the organism in Eukaryota, Metazoa, Arthropoda, Insecta, Hymenoptera, Braconidae. The record is from RefSeq and is a predicted model, not a curated record. The transcript has 3 exons. The annotation marks the transcript as partial.
GUUACGCACGAGGUGAUAUUUUUGCAUUUUUCGACGUUGAAAUUUAGUGAAGUGAAUCCAAAGCAAACAAUGGCAUCCACCAAGAUCAAAUACACAUCGAGUAAGGCAAUUGAUCAUUUCAAUGCGGGAGCGACUCUUAUGAGAAUCGUUGGCUACGUGGAUUCCAUCGAGGGAUUGAGAGAAUUGCCUAAAUCUGCAUCCAAAUGGAUUUACAAAUGCGUUUUGAAUAACAAUGACGACAAGAGGGUUCGCAUCAUCUUCUGGGGGGAUGAUGCUUUGAAGUACAACUCAGAAAUCGUCAUGUACCAAAUCAUAAAAAUUACUGGUGGUGUGAUCAAAGAGGCCAAUCUCCAGUAUCGCCGAUCUGGCGAUACUGUCAGUGACAAAGAGUUCCAGUUUGGUCGCGGAAGCACUCUCGAGGUCCUUGGAACCUUCGACAUUGCAAAUGGCGCUGAUGAGGCAUUGAACAAGGUGGUGAAGUACCAAUCCAUGGAGAUAAAAGACGUUUGUUCUGCACGUGGCCCAGUUGAAAUCUCAGGAUGGCUCAAGGAGCCUUUUAGGAGUAUUUCAACCGCCAGUGGUGCAAGUUACGGCAGUGCAAUGAUUUGUUCCGAGGUUCAUCGAAUGACUGUUCAUGUGACCACCUUCGUCCCUAACGAAAACCUCCUGGAAGGGAUGAAAAUUAAGAUUCGAGGGACAAUUGAUCGUCGCUCAAAUGCAUUCGUUCUCAACACUGCCACUAUGGAUCAAGUUUCUAUUAUUCCUGGAGCGCCCACGAUGACUGAAGACGAAAUGGAUGAGGCUGUAGAAUCACCUCCCUUGGUUCUCAAAAGAGAAUCAGAGGAUAUCAUGGAGAUAACAAUUGAAAAG